UCUCCCUCUGUUUUGUCUGCUCCUCCAACAAUUAUUAUUACUGUAAAAAUCACGCGGUCUCUCAAUCCUCUUCGUCUCCUUCCUCGCUUCUCCUCUCCUCCAAAUAUUGAAUAAAUAAGAUUGACGGAGAGAGGGGGGGAAGAGGAAGCAAUGACGGGGAAAGAGGCGAUGGAUAGUGCCUUCCUCUUCUCCAUGAGUAAAGCGUUCUGUAGUCCUCUCGCUGUUUUUAUUCAGAUCCAGGGAUGUGCAAUUUGCUUACUUCUGGCUCUUGGGUGGGCUUGUGCUGCCUAUGUCAGGAAUAGAGAGAUCAAACGGAUAAAAGAUAGUAUGAGAGCUGGCAACAGCUUUUCAUUUCUUUGCCAUGACAUUACUGAACUUGAGCACUCUUAUCAGACCAAUCUGCCUAGGGUUACAGUAGUUAUGCCUUUAAAGGGGUUUGGAGAACAUAAUCUGCACAAUUGGAGAAGUCAAGUAACAUCUCUUUAUGGAGGUCCGCUAGAAUUCCUUUUUGUUGUGGACAGUACAGAAGACCCUGCUUACUAUGCUGUUUCUAGCUUGAUAUCAGAUUUCAAGGAUAGUAUCGAUGCUAGAAUUGUUGUAGCUGGCUUAUCAACGACCUGUAGUCAGAAAAUUCACAACCAGUUGAUUGGUGUGGAGCAAAUGCACAAAGACAGCAAGUAUGUAUUGUUUUUGGAUGAUGAUGCUAGGCUGCACCCUGGUUCAAUUGGUGCCCUAACUGCCGAGAUGGAAAAAAAUCCUGAGAUAUUUAUUCAAACUGGCUAUCCUCUUGAUCUACCUUCUGGGAGCUUAGGAAGUUACUGCAUCUAUGAAUAUCACAUGCCUUGUUCGAUGGGGUUUGCCACUGGUGGAAAAACAUUCUUUCUAUGGGGUGGUUGCAUGAUGAUGCAUGCUGAUGAUUUUAGGUAUGACCGCUGUGGUGUGGUAUCUGGUCUUCGAGAUGGUGGAUAUUCAGAUGAUAUGACUCUUGCAGCUUUAGCAGGGGCUCAUAAGAGGCUCAUUACAUCUCCUCCUGUUGCUGUUUUUCCUCACCCCCUUUCUAGUGAUCUUAGCUUUUCAAGGUACUGGAAUUACUUGAGGAAGCAAACAUUUGUUUUAGAAUCAUAUACAUCUAAGGUUAACUGGAUAAUGAACCGUGCAUUAUUUUCUUCUCACUGCUAUUUAUCAUGGGGAUUCGUAGUGCCAUACUUGAUGGCCAUGACCCAUGUUGCAGCGGCACUGCAAAUCUAUAUCCAAGGAUAUGCACGUGAGGAAACUACAUUUGUUUCUAAUGGGUUGUUACUAGUCACCUGCCUAGCUGCAUGCACCUUUAUAGAACUUUUUUCAAUGUGGAACUUGACGAGGAUAGAAGUUCAACUAUGCAACAUGCUUUCUCCUGAGGCACCCCGACUCUCCCUUGCUACUUAUAACUGGGUCCUAGUAUUUAUUGCAAUGCUUGUGGAUAACUUCUUAUAUCCAAUAUCUGCAUUCCGUUCCCAUUUUUCUCAGUCUAUCAAUUGGUCUGGUAUCCGGUACCACUUGAAGGAUGGAAAGAUAAGCAAGAUUGAAAGAAGUACGGGCCCCAAAUACACAGACCUAGCGUGGAAAAAAUUAUAUGGGAAGAAGGGAGCUCCUCCCAAAACAUCAUUUCUUGGUGCUUUGCUUAGAAGUUUGGAACAGUGGCGACAACCUAAGAAAUUUGAUGGCUAGAGUUCAGGAGUAUCUUGUGAAUUCCUUGGCCGCCUUUUAAGAUCUGGUGGGUAGUUAAGGUUUGGGUAACAAAUAUUUUUGGUGGAUUAAAUUGUACUCUUGGAUAGGUUGGAUUAGUCAAUGAUUGAUUGAUUUUAGUAAUUUAGGAAUUCAGUCUCAUUUUUUGAUUCCUCCAUUCAAUCAAAUUUGAUUCUUCAUCUCCCCUCAGUCUGGGUUGAUUUUGUAACAUGCACACAUUUGUUUUGCCCUAAGAUGACAUUUAUUUGUAUUCGCUGCAGUUUGCAAAA
Messenger RNA from Populus nigra (black poplar), 1994 nucleotides. RefSeq lists its product as uncharacterized. The transcript is spliced from 14 exons. Bases 151 to 1707 code for a protein of 518 amino acids. Gene Ontology annotation, cellular component: membrane. The record is from RefSeq and is a predicted model, not a curated record. NCBI's taxonomy places the organism in Eukaryota, Viridiplantae, Streptophyta, Magnoliopsida, Malpighiales, Salicaceae. Gene Ontology annotation, biological process: glucosylceramide biosynthetic process. Gene Ontology annotation, molecular function: ceramide glucosyltransferase activity.